UUUUUCAGUUUUCCCAGACAGUCGGACAAUGGACAAUACAGCGGUGGCUAAAGAUCCCGCCCAUCGGAUACUUCAUUGGUCAGUUACAGCAAAGCACUGUCCUAAGUGGGCGUAACACCUGUCACUCAAACUAACUUUUUAGUCUCGAGCACUUCCUCCGUUAACAGUCCGUGAAGCCCAUCACUGGCCAGCCCACCGCCUGUCUUCUCAUGCUUGUGGAUUCCUGUUGUCGGGAGUCGUAAUGACUGAGGUUGAAUUGGGAUUGCGUGGCGAAUGGACGGAAUUGAAGCCACAGAAGUUUUAAUGGAGACCGUGGAGCAGCUGGUGUCUUUCCAGCACAUCCAUGUGCAGCUGAACGGAGGCGCUCCGUGGGGAUUCACUCUGAAAGGAGGACUGGAGCACGGCGAACCGCUCAUCAUUACUAAAAUAGAAGAAGGAGGAAAAGCAGCCCAGUGUAAGAAGCUGAGAGUUGGAGAUGAACUGGUGAACAUUAACGGUUCUGCUCUCUAUGGCUCGCGUCAAGAAGCUCUUAUUCUCAUCAAAGGUUCUUACAGGAUUCUCAAGAUCGUUGUCCGAAGACGCAGUGUGCCGCUGAUUCGUCCCCACUCUUGGCACCUGGCGAAGCUGUCAGAGGCACCCUGCACCACUGGCACCGCUGAAAACUCUGAUGGCCCCUCGGCUAUGCAGCUCCACCUCACACCUUUCAGUGUACCUUGGCACUCUGGAAGUGAAAACAGUGAGCUGUCCAUGCAGUGGGGUCAUAUCUCCAGGCACUACAGCACAGAUCGCAGUAGCUCAAUAGGGAGUAUGGAGAGUCUGGAGAAUCCUCCCAACCAGGGCUACUAUGACAGUCAGCUCUCUCCCAUCGAUCCGGUCAUCUUCAACAACAAACGUGACUCCGCCUACAGCUCCUUCUCUGCCAGCUCAAACACGUCUGAUUAUACGGUCUCUGUCAAACCUGAGGAGACCAACUCAAUGGACAGCCUCUUACAGGGCUCUUCUAGCAGGUAUCCAGACGGAGUCCAACAUUCCGUUGGAAUUUUACAGGAAGAGUGUGAAAGCCUAAAAUCAAAGGUACUGUCCCACAGAACUGAGGCUAAAGUUCGGCCAUCCUCCUAUAAUUGCGAGGAGGAACGAUGUGCACCGCCUCAGCCACCCAUGAGGAAAGACAGUUUUAGGGCUACCAGAGGCCAAUCAGGAGUUGGGGAUAAACGAUGCGUGUCUGCUCCAGUUGGCAUCCCAAGUCUAGCCAGCUGCAUAGUUGAUGAUCAACCUCCAAUUCAGGAAGUGCUGACUGGUAAUGUUUAUGUGAAUGGAAAGCAAGACGAUGAACAAGGGAGCAGUGUCGAACCUUAUUAUACCUUCAACUCUCAGAGAAAAACAGGUAGAGACGGCAAAUCAAGAGAGAGUGAGAUAAAACAAUCAGAGGACAAGUCUGCAGAGAUAUCUCCACUUCCUCUGAGUCCCUCUUUAGAAAGAACAAUAGAUGGACAUUUUGAAACCCAACUCCAACCAGAAUGUAAUCUCCAGCCAGCCAUGCACAGGCACAGUGCCCCGGAGAAACUUUUAACCUCUCAUAUGAUGAAUUUCUCCAGGGACAAAAAUGAUUACUCAGUAUCUCCCACAUGCCAGUGGUCACAGUCUCCUCUGUAUCUCAAUGAGAUUAGCCCAGAUCAACCCAAUAAAUGGGGAGCAAGCAGGUGUUCUACACCCGGUUCAUUGACGACUUCAGAAGUUGAGGAGCCUAGGUUAGAUGAAGAUACACUUGAUUGGGGCCCGUCUACAAAUCGUAUGGGGAGUAGAGUUUCUGACCAGGGCUCCAUUAACCAUACAGUUUGUGUGGACCCUUACACGAAUGACAACUGUGAAGGAGAAGUGAGGGCAGGUGAUGGCGAGGUCCCAAAGCAGUCACAUAAGCGGCACUUCCGCAACUCUAAAUCACGCCGUAGAAAUGAACGUUUUGCCACCAACUUAAGAAAUGAGAUCCAAAGAAAGAAGGCCCAGCUUCACAAAAGCACAAACUCUGGUGGUCUGCCUCGGGGUGAGGAGACCGUGGAGGAAGAGGCUGCAGAUCAUAACACAGAGGAAGUAGGACUUCCAGAGAACAAUCAAAGCUUCACAUGUCCUAUUGCUGACCCUCCGACAGCCUCCAUGCACUCGUCCAAACAGAAACCUCAACAAGUUCAAGUAUAUGAUACCACACAUGCCGAAGAACAAUCCAGAACAGGGGUUGCGAGUUGUCAGACUUCUCCGACACAAACCCUGGAUAGUGGGCAAGCUUGUGUACAUGUAGUGGAAGAGUUGGCACCUGCAGGCAAGCCACGUCGAUGGCGCUGGACACCAGAAAACAAGCUUCAACCGGAAACCCCACCAGUGCCCAACCAGAUGCCAACUGAGUCUAAGAAUAAUGAGGCUACAGGACAGAUGUGGUCUGGAAAAACGGGGGUAACAAGAGGGAGAACGAGUUCUUCUAGUGGUCGUAAAGGUCGAUCAGACGAGUCUGACAUCCCCCCCUUCGCAGACCGCCGGAGAUUUUUUGAGGAAACUAGCAGGAAGUUGAGCCAGUCUGUAACAAAUUUAGCAGCCUUGACAAGCCGAAACCAGAGACCAGACAGGUUGAGUAGACAUAACCAUCCAUCCUCACCUGAACCACUUGAGUCAAGACCCACUAAUUUGGGCCGGAGGAGGUUCUCUUAUCAGGGUGUGGUCCAUGAUGGACCUUACAUCAACUCAUUGGACACUGGGAGACAAUUUAUGCAGGCUCAGAAUGACCAGGAAAUAAUGAGGCAGAUGCUGAUACAGAGAGAGAAGGAGAAAGUGAGAGAGAUGGAGUGGGAAAGAGAGCAAGAGAGAAUUCAAGAGCAAGAGAGAAUUAGAGAACAAGAGAGAAUUAGAGAACAAGAGAGAAUUAAAGAGCAAGAGAGAAUUGAAGAGCAAGAGAGAAUUGAAGAGCAAGAGAGAAUUAAAGAGCAAGAGAGAAUUGAAGAGCAAGAGAGAAUUAAAGAGCAAGAAUGGUUACAAGAACAAGCCAUGGAGAAGGAACGAUUAAAGAGGGAAAGGGAGAAAGCGCAACAAAGCCUUAAAGAAUGGGAAGAGAGGCAGAAACUGCUACAGAGAGAAAAAAAAUGGGAGUCAGAGAAAGAUACUAUACAAUCAGAUCACAGCAUUAGCACUGACACAGUUCAUCACUUAUCAUCUCAUGAUGUCUAUCGAAAGCAGUCACCCAAUCCUCAGGUUCCUUCCUCUCAUCAGCUACCUGAGCAUUACUAUAACAACAAUGCCACCAAUGUCCGAGAGCACUGCUCUGCCUUUCAACCUGUGACUAGUAGGCGUAAUCCUUAUGAUGGCUACCGGGCAAAUCUACACUACGAGGCCAGGAGUUACACUCCAACAGAGGCUUAUCCUGCACGGGAACAGGAACAAACAAAACUAAACCGGAAGCUCAGUCUGACAGAGAGAGACUAUAGGUGCAGGACAGACUUUAGGACAGCAGAGGGCGUUGUUGUUCCUGCCUUUGUUGGUCAAAGCACCCACACAGAGGAGCAUCUUACGUUUUCACCCCUCAAAAAUCGUGCCAUGUCCGAGAAUGACAUUCGAGUGGAGACACAUAAUCAGAAUCACGCUUCAAACGCAAGUGUCAGCAGAAUGCGUGCGUCCACUUUGGGAGAUGUGGAUGAGAAUAGAGUGGGUAUAGGUGAGGUAAAAAAGAAAAAAGGCCCUCCUCGUCCGCCACCUCCCAAAUGGGAGCAGUUCCACAAGAGGCGGACCUCCCACCACAACCUCUUCUCCCACCCUCCACAAUUUUCGUCGCCCGUUUCCUCUCCACCUCGGCCACAGCAGUGCACCUCCCGCCCCACCAGUGAGCCUGAAAUGACCCGACCGCGGUCCUACAGUCUGCCGCCUAGGGACGUCUCCGAGAACCAUCACUGCUGCUGCCGAGACUACUCGAUAACUCCACCCAGCCCUGCCUGUACACGCCGCACUUUUAAACCUGUAGCCGUGUCUCCGAGAGAGAGAGACUUGACCCCUCCGAAUUAUGACAUGAGAAGAGAGUUCACCCAACCUUUACAUCCAGAACCAUGCACACGGAUACCUGUUCAUACUGCUGAAGUGUCCAAACAUGAGACUAGACCUACAUUGGUAAAGCCCAUCUUUCAUGAGCACCAAGCAGACUGGGAUAGAUCUGCUCCACAAACCACUAUCAGAUGUCUGGAAGUACCAGAGAACCGCCUGUCAGCCGUACCCGUGUCUCCAGAAUCUUACUUCUCCAUGAACAAACACCACAUGCAGCAGGCAGGCUACCCUGAUGCAGCUCACAAAAUCCCAAAUAUUUCUUCUCACAAUCCAGCUGAAGAUGCAAACUUGCCUAUAGAGACGGACAUAGAUGAGAUCUCUGAGAUUGAGCGAAUAGGAGAGGUGGACACGAGGGUAACGGAGGGGAAGACGGAAAUACAGGGUUUUGCCCGACCGGUUAUUGUGCUGGAAACAGACAUCGACAACAUGCCAGAGGAAGAGCCUUCAUCGACAAGAAUCGCAAGAGGGGCGAGGGGUUCAUUGGUGGAUUCCAUACUGGAUGAGGAUUAUGGGGUCUCCAGGAAGGAGCUGAUGGGAGAUUUAUUUCCUCAAAGCGCAGAGAUGGAAAUGGGUGGAGAGGGCUGGAGAGGAGGCUACCCGAUCAGCGGAGGGACUCUCGAGAGGUAUAACAGCUCAAACAGGCCUUCUAGACUGGGAACAUCCACAGUUCAAGUCCCACGGUCGACUUAUGACUCCUUAGCUGACAACUCCCAACUUCUUAACAAGAUAAGAGAGAUCUCAGAAAAAAAAGAUGAGGAAGAAGAGCUUAAUUAUAAGAAGCAGCUGAUGGAGAGCCUUCGUAAAAAGCUAGGUGUUCUCCGUGAAGCACAGAGGGGUCUGCAGGAGGACAUUCGGGCCAAUGCCCAGCUAGGAGAAGAGGUGGAAAGCCUGGUUCUCGCUAUCUGCAAGCCCAAUGAGGUGGACAAGUAUCGAAUGUUCAUUGGCGACCUGGACAAAGUGACCAGCCUGCUGCUGUCCCUUUCUGGAAGGCUCCUCCGGGUUGAAAGCGCCCUGGACUGUGUGGACCCAGAGACUGGUCACCAUGAAAGGCUACAGCUGCUGGAAAAGAAAAAGCAGCUGUUGGUGCAGAUGGCAGAGGCUCAGGAGCUUAAGGAACAUGUGGACCGACGCGAGCAGGCUGUCGGCAGUGUGCUGGGUCGCUGCCUGACCCCAGAACAGAUGCGUGAUUACGGUCACUUCGUGAAGAUGAAAGCAGCACUACUGGUAGAACAGAGACAACUGGAUGACAAGAUCAGGCUUGGAGAGGAACAGCUCAGGGGACUUCGAGAAAGCCUCGGCCUGUGGUAUGGCCAUUACUGAGACUGACUGUGUGUGUAUAGUAGGGAGUAAUGGACUUGAAAAUAAGUAUGGCAGUAUGUUUAAAAAAAAUGGACAAUGACCUUGAAGUCAAACACAGCAGAUUGUUGGACGACCGAGUGAUUUCAGUUCAACUUAUAAACUCUGCACUACAUCUACUUGAAGUUGUCUUUUAGGACUUUGCUGCAGAUGCACUAAUAAUUGAAUCCGAGAAGUUAUUAUGCGCUUACACAAGUUAACCUCAGACACUACUUAAACCGCCAAAGAACAUACUGUAUGUGUGUCUGUACACUUCUCUUCAGCAGGGAGAACAUCCUUGCUCUGCUAUUUAUUUAUUUAUGUGUGUAUAUAUUUACACACACAAUUUCCAAGUAAAAAAUAUAAGGAAACCAAGGUGCAAGGCCACAAUACAUUAAUACAAUAACACUAUCAAUAGCCUUGCAUGACAAAAAAUUCAACUUGCGGUCUAAUGUAAUUCCACGCUUUGGCAGAUGUCAACUUCUUAAUCUCUCUCAAUUAAAACGUUUUGUUUGUUUUGUAAAGAAUUCUUAUGUUUAUUUAGUAAGUGUACAUAAUGCUAAAGUGUUUCAUUCUGUCAUAACUGGAACUUUUGUGACUUCUUAUUACAGUUUGUUCAAGAUUUUUUUAUAUUUUUAUUUUAUAUUCAGUAUGCGUUAUUGUGCUUGCUAAACAAAUGUUGGUUACCAAAGAUUGAUUUUGAGGAAUGUCUUAAAAACCAGCCUUGCCUUACCAAAACCAUUUAUUGCAUUACAGUAGAAUGUUGAAGCCUAUAAAUAGACAUUGCAGUCAAUUGAGGUAUGGUUAAUGUUUUUUUUUACUGUUACUGUUGAAUGAGAUGCACUGUGUAUAACUUUGUAUAACAAGCUGACAUGGCAACUUUUGGGAUAAAAACUACUAAAUUUUCUUAUUUUACUUGUAAGAAAUUGGACAUUAGUCUGGAUUGAAAGAGAAUGUUGUUUCAGUUACCAUUACCUGCCGUGAAAGUCUUACUUUGUUUUGCAAGUGAGAUAAUUUGUGUUUGAAGGGCGUUCCUAUUUUUGUAGGCAUACAGUUGAAAAAGAAACAAAUGUUUGUAUUGGCAAAACAACUGCAAGGCAAAUGUGCUUGUUUUUGUUGAUUCACUUGUUUGCUUUGUGUAAAAACUAUAGUUUGUUUACUAUAAACUACUUGUGAUCAUUUUGAUGUAUCAUACAAGGUAAAUAGCUCAGAGAUGAUGAAGAGACAUUGUGGUUUAUUGAUAUUUUUUGACAACAACUAUUGAUAUUUUUGUGAUAUAAAACAUAAAUUGUAAAACUUCAACCAUUAAAAGUAUUUUUUCUCCA
Messenger RNA from Paramisgurnus dabryanus, 6734 nucleotides. It is a transcript of the gene shroom4, whose product is annotated as shroom family member 4. Gene Ontology annotation, molecular function: actin filament binding. Gene Ontology annotation, cellular component: apical junction complex; apical plasma membrane; adherens junction. NCBI's taxonomy places the organism in Eukaryota, Metazoa, Chordata, Actinopteri, Cypriniformes, Cobitidae. The record is from RefSeq and is a predicted model, not a curated record. Gene Ontology annotation, biological process: actin filament organization.